AAAAACUAUAGUAAGUUUUAAUUACCAAAUACCUUUGUCAAUGGCUCACACCCUACUUUCCUCACUCCCAAUCCGCAAUUUCGCUAGAGUACCUGUCCCGUGUAAAGUUCCUUUCUCACUUGUAACACCCAGAAGUGGUAACGUUCCUUUCUCUGUCCAAUGCAUGCAUCCCAGCAAAAUUUCAAGUAGUCCUGAAAUUUCGCGGCGAUCGGCAAAUUACCAACCUCCCAUUUGGCAAUAUGAUUACAUUCAGUCACUGAGGAGUGAAUAUGCGGAGGAAUCGUGCACUAGACAAAUUAAUGUGUUGGUAGAACAAGUGAGGAUGAUGCUUCACAAAGUGGGGGACCCUUUAGAGCAACUUGAGCUGAUAGAUGUCUUGCAAAGGCUAGGAUUAUCUUAUCACUUCGAGGCAGAACUGAAGAGAAUAUUAGAAGCUCUAUACAGCAAUGAUCAUGGUGGUGACAUUGAUACAUGGAAGACGAAGAAUUUAUAUGCCACUGCUCUUAAAUUUAGACUACUAAGACAACAUGGAUACAGUGUGUCUCAAGACAUUUUCAAUAGUUUCAAGGAUGAGAGAGGGAAGUUCAAGGCAUGCCUUUGUGAGGAUACCAUGGGUAUGCUAUCCUUGUAUGAAGCCUCAUUCCUUUCGAUAGAAGGUGAAAAUAUCUUAGAUGAAGCAAGAGAUUUCUCAAUCAAACAUCUAGAAGAUUACGUCAAGCAGAAUAAAGAUAAAAAUCUUGCUAUUAUAAUAAGUCAUUCCUUGGAGCUCCCACUGCAUUGGAGGAUGCUUAGGUCGGAAGCAAGAUGGUUCAUUAACAUAUAUAGAAGCAAACAAGACAUGAACCCUAUCUUACUUGAGCUUGCAGAAUUGGAUUUCAACAUUGUACAAGCAGCCCACCAAGAAGAUCUAAAGCAAGUGUCAAGGUGGUGGAAGAGCACAGGCCUUGCAGAGAAUUUGAGCUUUGCGAGGGAUAGACUAAUGGAGAAUUUCUUAUGGACAGUGGGAGUAAUAUUUCAGCCUCAGUUUGGAUAUUGUAGGAGAAUGUCAACAAAGGUCAAUGCACUAAUAACAACAAUAGAUGAUGUUUACGAUGUGUAUGGCACCUUGGAUGAACUUGAGCUCUUCACAGAUGCUGUUGAAAGAUGGGAUAUCAAUGCAAUAGACGAACUCCCAGAUUAUAUGAAGAUAUGUUUCAUUGCUCUUCACAAUUCAAUUAAUGAAAUGACCUUUGAUACACUCAAGGAACAAGGAUUCCAUGUCAUUCGAUAUUUUAAAAAAGCAUGGGCAGAUAUAUGUAGAUCUUAUUUGUUAGAGGCAAAGUGGUACCAUAGCGGAUAUACACCGAGCCUUCAAGAAUACAUUGAGAAUGCAUGGAUUUCAAUAUCAGCACCAACUAUACUGGUGCAUGCUUAUUUUUUUGUCACAAAUCCGAUUACAAAGGAGGCCUUGGAUUGUUUGGAAGAGUACCCCAACAUAAUCCGUUGGUCAUCAAUGAUUUUACGACUUGCAGAUGAUCUUGGAACAUCUACGGAUGAGCUAAAAAGAGGUGAUGUUCCCAAAUCAAUCCAGUGCUACAUGAAUGAAACUGGUGCUAGUGAAGAAGAAGCUCGUGAGCACAUAAGGUUUUUGAUAAGUGCAACAUGGAAAAAGAUGAAUGAAGACCGAGCUGCAAGUUCUCCCUUCUCUGAAACAUUUAUUGAAAUUGCAUUGAACCUUGCAAGGAUGGCCCAAUGCAUGUACCAACAUGGAGAUGGACAUGGUGCUGGGAACCAUGAAACUAAGGACCGUGUAUUGUCAUUACUUAUUCAGCCCAUUCCACCAUAUAAAGAUCAAUGAGUUUAAAUUAUUAAUUGUACUAUAUAUUAUCCAAACCUGUAGUAAAUUUUUUUUCCCCUUUUCCUUUGGAUGAUGUAUUUGCUAGUUUAAAGAUGUGUUGUCAAAUUUUAGUGUAAAAAUAUGUUAUAAUAAGGUUGCGUCAAUAAAAUUGGGUUGGAAUUGAGUUUUAAGUCAA
Messenger RNA from Quercus robur (English oak), 2012 nucleotides. Its product is annotated as myrcene synthase, chloroplastic-like. Bases 41 to 1837 code for a protein of 598 amino acids. The record is from RefSeq and is a predicted model, not a curated record. Gene Ontology annotation, biological process: diterpenoid biosynthetic process. NCBI's taxonomy places the organism in Eukaryota, Viridiplantae, Streptophyta, Magnoliopsida, Fagales, Fagaceae. Gene Ontology annotation, molecular function: magnesium ion binding; terpene synthase activity. The transcript has 7 exons.